CUCCAGGACAAGACGGACAAUCUCGCUGUGUCCGCUCAGGGAUUCCGCCGGGGAGCCAACCGGGUGCGAAAGAAUAUGUGGUAUGUCCCUCGGUAUCUUGAUUCUAGUUACCGCGCCUCACGACUUGACCUUCCUUUCUCUCUCCCUGUUGCGGCUGAAGGUGGAAAGAUAUGAAGGUCUGUGCUUCUUACUGCUCAUUCUUAAACUAUCCCACAACGUUGCCAUCCAGAUGCGUUUGAUCAUCGGCGCCGCGAUUGCAGUCAUCAUCAUCAUCAUCGUGGUCUCUGUGGUCAAGGCUAC
Messenger RNA from Mycena citricolor, 300 nucleotides. Lineage: Eukaryota; Fungi; Basidiomycota; Agaricomycetes; Agaricales; Mycenaceae. The record is from the annotation of a GenBank genome assembly.